AUGGCGACUUACAUCGAACCCCUCGCGCACCUCCUCUCCGGCAACCUAACUUACCGCACCGACACUACAGCCCUCGACCCCAACGCGUUCACGCUCCUCGCCCAAGGCCAAGCUCCCGAUAUCUUGUGGAUCGGCUGCGCAGACAGUCGCAUCCCGGAAACGACUGUAUGUCACUGCAAGCCCGGCGAAAUCUUUGUGCACCGCAACAUCGCGAAUACAGUGCAUCCAGAUGAUCUAUCGGCGGCGAGUGUAGUGGAGUACGCUGUUGUGCAUUUGAAAGUCAACAAAGUAGUUGUCUGUGGGCACACGAAAUGUGGAGGAGCGAAUGCGGCUUUGGGAGAUGACGAUCUGGGGUGUGUUUUGAACAAGUGGUUGGGGCCUGUUAGGGAACUCCGUCGCAAGAACAAAGUCGAGCUGGAGGGCCUUCCCAACGACGAUGCGAGGGCGGCGCGGGUUGCUGAGCUGAAUGUUCAGCAGUCGAUCGAGGUGCUGAAACAGCAUCCUGCCAUCAAGAGAGCGGUUGUUGAGCGUGGUUUGUCGCUGCAUGGGCUUAUUUAUGAUAUUGGUGCCGGACAGUUGAAGAUUCUGGAGGAGGUGGGUGGGAGGAAGAUGAAUGGGCAUUGA
Molecule: messenger RNA, 624 nt
Organism: Alternaria rosae
Lineage: Eukaryota; Fungi; Ascomycota; Dothideomycetes; Pleosporales; Pleosporaceae
Product: carbonic anhydrase
Exons: 4
Coding region: 1-624 (207 amino acids)
Biological process (GO): carbon utilization; cellular response to carbon dioxide; cellular response to oxidative stress
Cellular component (GO): cytoplasm
Molecular function (GO): zinc ion binding; carbonate dehydratase activity
Source: RefSeq, a predicted model, not a curated record